GAGAGAAGGCGAGCUCUAAAACCCUAAAAAAGGCUAAAACCGCAAAGUAUCAAAUCAAAGGAAGACAUUUUCUCCCCAAAACGAGCCAGGUCUAUCCCUUUGUUGAAGUUGCUUGCAUUCUUUUGCAGCAGUCUAAUUGGCAUAUAAUGAAACCAUUCAGAACAUUGCGAACUCUAACGAUCUUUCCAUCAAAACCCCGAAAUUCAAAUUCCCAUCUCCUUGAUCGCGUUCUUCUUUCUCAUUUCUUCUCAGCUCAACCUGAACAAAACGAUAGUGAAAACGACAACAAUGACGCGGUUUUUGACAGCAGCCACUUCGCCGUCCCGAACAUCGAUACUAAGACAACCCCUCAAGACGCCACUUGGGAUGAGAAAUACAGGAAGAGAGCUGAUAGAUUGGUGUUUGGGCAUGAAACCCAGAAGUCCAAAUUCAAAAUACUACAAGAACAAGAGGAGGAGGAGAGGAGGAGAGUCUUGGCCAAAGCUCUGCUUCGGGCGGCCCUAGAGAGGCCAGAUGAUGAGGACGAUGAAGAUGUGGUGAAGGAGGAGGACCAGAAAUCUCUUUCAGUUGGAAUUGUUGGUGCCCCUAAUGCUGGGAAGUCGGCCUUGACUAAUUACAUGGUUGGCACGAAGGUUUCUGCUGUCUCUAGGAAGACAAAUACAACAAUUCAUGAAGUAGUAGGAGUGAUGACGAGAGGGGACACUCAAAUUUGUUUCUUUGAUACCCCUGGAAUUAUGUUAAAGAAAAAUGGAUUUCCGUACAAGGAUAUGAAGGCUCGUGUGGAAAAUGCUUGGAGUACAGUUGAUUUAUAUGAUAUGAUCAUGGUUGUUUUUGAUGUCCAUAGGCAUCUUACCAGGCCUGAUUCAAGAGUGGUGAGAUUGAUUGAACGUGUUGGAGCGCAAACAAACCCAAAACAAAAGCAGGUUUUAUGUAUCAACAAGAUUGACCUAGUUGAGAAAAAGAAAGACUUACUAAAGGUUUCUGAGCAAUUCAAAGAUCUUCCUGGAUAUGACAGGUGCUUCAUGAUCUCAGGUCUGAAGGGUGCUGGAGUGAAAGAUCUUACACAAUAUUUAAUGGACCAGGCAGUAAAAAGACCUUGGGAUGAGGAUCCACUAAAUAUGAGCGAAGAAGUUAUGAAGACCAUUUCAUUAGAGGUUGUUCGAGAAAGGUUGUUAGAUCAUGUCCACCAGGAAAUCCCAUAUGGCAUUGAACAUCGUUUGAUAGAUUGGAAGGAGUUAAAGGAUGGUUCUCUCAGGAUUGAACAACACUUCAUCACUCACAAACUGAGCCAGCGGAAGAUUCUUGUGGGUAAGAAGGGCUCAAAGAUUGGAAGGAUAGGCAUGGAAGCUAAUGAAGAGCUAAGGUCCAUAUACAAGAGGGAAGUGCACCUGAUCCUUCAAGUUAGACUGAAAUAAUCAAUUCAGCAACCAAGGAAAUAGGCCUGGACCCAUAAUUGGAUUAGCCACAGAGGAAGAUUUAUGAGAGGAACAGGACCAUAUUUAGCAUACCAUGCUUGGCCAAGACAUUGGCCAGUUCUAUCAAGAAUGAGGCAAGAGCACGUGGGAAACUUGAUUCAAUUUCCAAGAUUAGCUUCUCCUCAAUAUAGCAUAUGGAAGUGUACAUAUAUAUUGGUCUGACAGGUAAUUAUCCUUCAGUCCUUGUUUCUCAGCCUCAAUUAAGGCCAUAUAGUGGUGAGCUUUAAGUGAAUGCGAGAAGAGAAACACAAUUAGACCCUGACUUAACAGAAAAUCUGUUUUUCUUUCUUUAGAAGCAUGCCUUUUUUUCCCUCCAAAUUUUGAAAGGAUUAACCACUUUUUGCAUCCUCGAGUCCCUAAAGCUUGUAGUUAUGUAACAUUGUAUCUAAGUUAAAGUGUCAUUCAUUGGAAAAUAAAUCUGUGAAUUAGUUGCAUGUUUGUGGUCCUAUAACUUCUUGGUUCCAUUGUUCUUUGGUUGGACAACCAUCAUUUGGGUUUUGAGAAAUUUUAACAGCACCAAGAUUGAAAGUGUCUCUUGGUGUGUGAAUCAUUGAGAAGCAAGUGCCUUGUUCAUAUUUUAGCUUUAUUUUUGCCUGCUUGAUGAGGAAGCCAAGGAAACUAGAAGCAAUCAGCUUGUAGAUUGGAUUCCUGUGCUUUUAUUUGAAAUCUGAAUUAUGCUAACUUUCUUUGCAACAGAAGUUUAAAUGUAUGGGAAAUAAUUCUCGACA
Manihot esculenta (cassava) is the source of this 2203-nucleotide messenger RNA. Its product is annotated as GTP-binding protein ERG. The transcript has 8 exons. The coding region runs from base 147 to 1415 and encodes 422 amino acids. The record is from RefSeq and is a predicted model, not a curated record. Gene Ontology annotation, biological process: ribosomal small subunit assembly. Gene Ontology annotation, molecular function: ribosomal small subunit binding; rRNA binding; GTP binding. Lineage: Eukaryota; Viridiplantae; Streptophyta; Magnoliopsida; Malpighiales; Euphorbiaceae.